UUCGUGGUGCAACGACGGGCUAUAAGAGUCCUCCCGCACCGUCUGGGUUGCCAGGCACGGAUCUCCGCUCUUGUGGGAAAGACAACUUCUUGCCAUCAUGUUCCGGCUAGUCCUUGCGUUGGUUGUGCUGGCCGUGGCUUCAGCGGCGCCUUAUCUUGAUCAAGACAAGCCUAGACCAAGUCUCCAAGCAAACCGCUUAGCCGUCGCGCCACUGCGAGUUGGUUCCAAAAGAUACUUUCUGCAGACCGUUAAGUCAAACUGGUACCGUGCCAACGAGUUUUGCAACUACCAGGGUAUGCGCCUUGCCACAAUCAGCAGCCAGGAGGAGAACGACAAAGUGGCCAAGUACAUCAGGAACAGCGGUUUGGGCGGCGAAUACUUCUGGAUAGGGGCCUCAGAUCUGGGUGAGCGCGGCAAGUACGUCUGGAUGUCGACGGGUGAGCCCCUGGAGUACACCAACUGGUUGGCAGGAGAGCCAAACCAUUUGACGGAUAACGGUGAAGUUGAGCACUGUGUCCAUUUGUUUGAUCAGAACCUUGACUUUACUUGGAACGACAAGAUUUGUUCGAUCUAUUAUAACUUCAUUUGUGAGAUGUGAUUUAUACACCUUGUAAUUUCUGCGACGGCUUGCUUCGUGUGUUUUUUCUUCAUUUCGGGUAACCUGAGACGUACCUCCGGCGAUACCGACUGAAUGUAACCGGAAACUUUUAACGCGUCAAUACACUCACAAGAUAUUGAGGUUUAAUAAUUAGUGAAACGAACGAAAAACUUAGUAUUAUGGCAACGAAGAGAAGGUAAUACCCUACGGUGAAGGUUUCUUUGCAGCUUUGCAGUUUCUUCAUACAACGACUAAACUACUGUUUAAUUAUUAUGAUUGAUUUGUGUCGUAGAGUACUGACAAUUAGCUUAGUAAUAUAACUGCACGGCGUUUGUCAGUAGAAAAUAGGAAGUGUUGCUAUAGUACAAUCAAAUUAACCUUGGACAAUGGACCAAAAAUCACGCCUACGUAAGUGAAGGUAGAGCACUACGUAUCAGGGGGCAGGUUACAUGUCUUUUUUUUAGAAAAGUUCCGAGCUGGAGCACCAAGUUAAUUGUAAGGGUCAGCGCGUAUAACUUUUUUUUUUCGUGGAAAUAUUUUUUUUUAUCUUAACGGUUGUGAUGUUGGGAUUAGGGGGAGGUUGGAGGUUCUAAUGAAAUUCCUGCAUUGUGAAAAAUGUGUCAAGCAGUAGAAAUCUGUUAUAGUAAACAUGAGGUCUUUAGGAAAUAUAACAGUUGUACAGAAUA
This is a messenger RNA of Thrips palmi, 1284 nucleotides long. Its product is annotated as C-type lectin 37Db-like. Gene Ontology annotation, cellular component: external side of plasma membrane. The record is from RefSeq and is a predicted model, not a curated record. Gene Ontology annotation, biological process: biological process involved in interspecies interaction between organisms. Bases 98 to 598 code for a protein of 166 amino acids. Lineage: Eukaryota; Metazoa; Arthropoda; Insecta; Thysanoptera; Thripidae. Gene Ontology annotation, molecular function: carbohydrate binding. The transcript has 4 exons.